Molecule: messenger RNA, 933 nt
Organism: Ziziphus jujuba (common jujube)
Lineage: Eukaryota; Viridiplantae; Streptophyta; Magnoliopsida; Rosales; Rhamnaceae
Product: putative cell wall protein
Exons: 1
Coding region: 236-613 (125 amino acids)
Source: RefSeq, a predicted model, not a curated record
CACACAGUACUCACACUGGUCUUUGUCUGUCGCCUUCCAUGCAUGAAUUCCUGUAAAUUUUAUCUCAAGGCCACCAAAGAGAUAAACAUCCCACUCACUUAACUCACCGCCAAAACUCCACCCAACUCCCUGAAUUCCCCUGCUCUAUAAAAAAUCACACUCCUCUGCUACUUUCCCUUCUCAUCAUAUCAUCAAUCACCAACUCUCUCUUUAAUCUCUUCAAUUCAACACAAAAAUGGCCCUCAAAACCGUUCCUUCUCUCCUUUCUCUCUUCGCCAUCCUUCUCGCCAUAACCACCGAAACAGCCAUAGCGGGACGAAAUGUCCCCAACCAUGACUCGAAGAAAGAGGAGGUGAAACAUCCAGAUUGGCUGUUUGACCACCACGAUGGAAGCUUUCUCAUUCCAGGCAUUGGGCGUGUAAUGGUGCCACCGGUCUUUGGCGGCGGCUCUAGUCCUCACACUCCAUAUACGGGCAACAUAGGUGGUGGAUCGGGAGCGGGAGCGCGACAUACUUAUGUGCCUGGUGCAGAUGACACAUUCGUCCCUAACCCUGGUUUUGAGGUCCCCAUUCCUGGCAGUGGUCGCGGUGCUCCUAAUUCUGCACGUCCUUGAGUUCAAUUAAUUUGUGUUAAAAAUUCUAGUAGUGGUUGGGUUAAGUUAGGUACCUUGUGGAAUAAGUAACAAAGCUAUAUUUAUCUUUGGGAAACUGGCAAAGCUUAAUUCAGUGUGCGUUUUAGAUAUAUUAGACAUAUAUAUAUAUAUAUAUAUAUAUAUAGAGAGAGAGAGAGAGAGAGGUUACCGUAGCCUCUCCUAUAUAUAUAUAUAUAUAUAUAUAUAUAUUAUAUUAUAUAAUAUACGUGGGUUUAUGUAGCGGAUUCAUAAUAUUAUGCUGCUUUUCUCUUAAGAAAUAAAAUGGUGUUUCCUUUUUAUUC